AUGUCUGUCAUUUUAAAGGGUGCAGUGAAAUUAUAUUACUAUUUAAAUGAAGAUAUUGCAGAUCCCAGAACACAAGAUUGGUUUCUGAUAAGGACACCAUGGCCAGGCCUGUUUAUAAUGCUGCUGUACCUAGCAACAAUCUUCCGAUGGCUUCCCGACUACAUGAGCAAUCGGCCGGCUUAUGAUUUAAGGAAAAUUAUCGCAGCAUAUAAUGCUAUUCAAAUAGUGGGCUGUGCAUAUAUCGCUUACAAAAGUCUAGCCCUAGGAUGGCUAAGUCAUUACUCGCUGAUAUGCCAAGGAGUAGACGAUGGACCUGAUAGCUUGGAAUACGCCUGGACCGUGUGCUACGCAUACUUCAUCAUGAAACUUGUUGAUUUACUCGACACGAUAUUCUUCGUCCUAAGAAAGAAACAGAAUCAAGUGACAUUCCUGCAUGUAUACCACCACUUUGGAAUGGUGGCUGUCUCCUGGGGCAUGGUCAAAUGGGUUCCAGGGGGUCACGGCACGAUGUUGGUGACGUUGAACUCGAUAGUGCACAUGAUCAUGUACGGGUACUACCUGCUGACCACGUGGGACGACUCCUACAAACAAUCCAUCUGGUGGAAGAAACACGUUACUCAAGUACAAAUCCUCCAGUUCACGCUUCUGCUGUUCCACUUCAUAUCGCUGGUGACGUGGCCUGAGUGCAACUUCCCCCGCCAGCCUGCUUACCUGCUCAUCCCACAGAACUUGUUCAUGGUCAUACUGUUCUCAGACUUCUACUACCGCUCUUAUAUCAAGUCUAAAAAAUCGUAA
Messenger RNA from Spodoptera littoralis (African cotton leafworm), 795 nucleotides. The record is from the annotation of a GenBank genome assembly. Lineage: Eukaryota; Metazoa; Arthropoda; Insecta; Lepidoptera; Noctuidae.